Messenger RNA from Ornithodoros turicata, 1056 nucleotides. RefSeq lists its product as uncharacterized. Lineage: Eukaryota; Metazoa; Arthropoda; Arachnida; Ixodida; Argasidae. The record is from RefSeq and is a predicted model, not a curated record. Gene Ontology annotation, molecular function: nucleic acid binding; zinc ion binding. The coding region runs from base 1 to 1056 and encodes 351 amino acids. The transcript has a single exon.
AUGUCGCCUUUCUUUGUUGAGAAGGGGGUGUCCUCCCUCUCUAACCACAUCACCGAAAUUAAGAAGUUACGAUCAGGUGACCUCCUUAUCAAGUGUACAUCGGUAAAAGACUGCCAACAGAUCUUGACUACCACAGAGAUGCUUGGGAUCCCCAUAUCCGCAUCGUUACAUAAGACUCUGAACACAUGCCGUGGUGUGGUAGCCGUUGCCGGAUUAAUUGACGUCCCAGUAGAAGAGAUUCUUGCAAAUCUAAAGGAACAGGCAGUAAUUGAUGUCAGGAAACUCAAGAUACGAAAAAACAAUGAAUAUAUCACCACCAGAAACGUUGUUCUUACCUUCGAUCGUCCUUCGCUACCCGAUAAAUUGAAAGUUGGAUAUCUCUCUGUAGAGGUUCGUCCAUACAUUCCAAAUCCUCUUCGUUCUUUCAAGUGCAACCGCUUCGGACAUGCUGCUGAUGCUUGCCGUGGGUCGCCAUGCUGCGCUCGUUGUGGCCAGCAGGGCCAUGAUACUAAAGAGUGUAGAGGGCCUGAUUGCUGUGUAAACUGUUCCAGUGAUCACCCCUCUUACUCCAGGUCUUGCGCUAAGUGGAAAUUGGAAAAGGAGAUCUUGCGCAUCAAGGUUACUGAAAAUAUCAGCUACCCCGAGGCGAGGAAAAAGGUAUCCCCAUUUUUCACUCAAAAAUCUUUCUCCGCUGUACUUCAACAGAAACCAAGGAUGGUAACAGUACACACACAGACAGACAUUCCACCUAGAACACAACCAACAACAAGUGAAGACGGGGUGAAAACCAAGCCCCAUAAUGAAAAUGCAGUAGUGACUGCGACAGCAGUCCUACCCUCGUCGUCACCCUCCGUGGAGAUGCCCUCCAUGGAGUGUGAUGAUGAUUCGAGCUCGGAGCUCUCCUUGGGGAGCACGAGCUCACCAUUUCUGACACCAGCAAGAGGAAACCUCUCGAGGAGUGGUUCUCUCCCCGAGAUAUCAGGGAAGGAUUUGGCGGAGGCCAGAAGAAAAGCCCGGAAGCCGAGGAUUACUCCUCCCCAGAGGAGUAAAACCUAG